GCGGCUGGAGGUGCAGGCAGGGGUUAAGGCGGGGGUCGCCAGGGGGCUGGGUGGCGGGAUGAUGGAGGAGGAGGAACUGGAGUUCGUGGAGGAGCUGGAAGCCGUGCUGCAGCUCACGCCCGAGGUGCAGCUCGCCAUCGAGCAGGUAUUUCCGAGUCAGGAUCCUUUAGAUCGAGCAGAUUUCAAUGCUGUUGAGUAUAUCAAUACCCUCUUUCCAACAGAGCAAUCUCUGGCAAACAUAGAUGAAGUCGUGAACAAAAUUAGACUGAAAAUCAGGAGACUGGAUGACAACAUUCGAACUGUUGUAAGAGGUCAGACAAACGUGGGGCAAGAUGGGAGGCAGGCACUUGAAGAGGCCCAGAAGGCUAUUCAGCAACUCUUUGGCAAAAUCAAAGACAUCAAAGACAAGGCAGAAAAAUCAGAGCAAAUGGUUAAAGAAAUCACCCGUGAUAUCAAGCAGUUAGAUCAUGCCAAACGCCACCUGACCACCUCAAUCACCACGCUGAACCACUUGCACAUGCUGGCGGGCGGUGUCGACUCCCUCGAGGCCAUGACCAGGAGAAGACAGUAUGGAGAAGUUGCCAAUCUCCUGCAGGGCGUGAUGAACGUUCUGGAGCACUUCCACAAGUACAUGGGCAUCCCGCAGAUCCGGCAGCUUUCCGAAAGGGUAAAAGCUGCGCAGACUGAGUUAGGACAGCAAAUCCUGGCAGAUUUUGAAGAAGCAUUUCCUUCCCAGGGUACCAAGAGGCCAGGAGGACCCAGCAAUGUCCUACGAGAUGCAUGUCUGGUUGCUAAUAUUUUGGACCCCAGAGUCAAGCAGGAAAUCAUCAAAAAGUUUAUUAAACAGCACCUGUCAGAAUAUCUAGUGCUUUUUCAAGAAAAUCAAGAUGUUGCCUGGCUGGACAAAAUUGACAGACGUUAUGCCUGGAUAAAACGCCAGCUUGUGGACUAUGAGGAGAAAUAUGGCCGCAUGUUUCCACGUGAGUGGUACAUGACUGAGAGGAUUGCAGUAGAAUUCUGCCACGUGACAAGGACAGAACUUGCCAAGAUUAUGCGUACCCGAGCCAAGGAAAUUGAAGUGAAAUUGCUUCUUUUUGCCAUUCAGAGAACAACUAACUUUGAGGGAUUUCUUGCAAAACGCUUCUCCGGCUGCACCCUGACAGAUGGAAGCCUGAAAAAACUCGAGUCUCCACCUUCAUCUACCAAUCCCUUCCUGGAAGAUGACACAGCACCAGAGAUGGAAGAGCUGCCAGUGGAGAAAGGAGAUCUCGAUCAACCAAAGAAGCCCAAAGCCCCAGACAAUCCAUUUCACGGCCUUGUUUCCAAGUGUUUUGAGCCUCAUCUCUAUGUGUACAUCGAGUCCCAAGACAAAAACCUCGGAGAGUUGAUAGAUCGGUUUGUGGCUGAUUUCAAAGCCCAAGGACCACCUAAGCCCAAUACUGAUGAAGGGGGUGCCGUGCUCCCCAGCUGUGCUGACCUCUUUGUCUACUACAAGAAGUGCAUGGUGCAGUGCUCUCAGCUCAGCACCGGGGAGCCAAUGAUCGCCCUGACCACCAUUUUCCAGAAGUACCUCCGAGAAUAUGCCUGGAAAAUCCUCUCUGGCAACCUGCCCAAAACCACCACGAGCAGCGGAGGGCUGACCAUCAGCAGCCUCCUCAAGGAAAAGGAGGGCUCAGAAGCUGCCAAGUUCACCCUCGAGGAGCUCUGCCUCCUCUGCAGCAUCCUGAGCACAGCAGAGUACUGUCUGGCCACCACUCAGCAGCUAGAAGAAAAACUCAAAGAAAAAGUUGAUGUAAGUCUGACUGAACGAAUCAAUCUAACUGGAGAAAUGGACACCUUCAGCACUGUCAUCUCCAGCAGUAUUCAGCUGCUGGUUCAGGACCUCGAUGCUGCUUGUGAUCCUGCCCUGACUGCCAUGAGCAAGAUGCAGUGGCAGAAUGUGGAGCACGUUGGUGACCAGAGCCCCUAUGUCACCUCUGUCAUUCUUCACAUUAAGCAGAAUGUCCCUGUCAUCCGCGACAACCUGGCUUCCACGCGGAAAUACUUCACUCAGUUCUGCAUUAAAUUCGCAAACUCCUUCAUUCCCAAAUUCAUCACUCACCUCUUCAAGUGCAAGCCAAUUAGCAUGGUGGGAGCAGAACAGCUGCUACUGGACACCCACUCCCUGAAGAUGGUCCUGCUCGACCUCCCAUCCAUCGGCUCGCAGGUGGUGAGGAAAGCCCCCGCCAGCUACACCAAGAUUGUCGUGAAGGGCAUGACUCGGGCCGAGAUGAUCCUCAAGGUCGUGAUGGCCCCUCAUGAACCGCUGGUGGUGUUUGUCGACAACUACAUCAAACUUCUUACCGACUGCAACACGGAAACCUUCCAGAAGAUACUGGACAUGAAGGGGCUGAAGCGAAGUGAGCAGAGCAGCAUGCUGGAACUCUUCCGCCAGCGGCUCCCUGCCCCGCCCUCGGGGCCAGACGGCUCCAGCUCUCUGUCCCUCAUGGCUCCAACCCCGGAACAGGAGUCCUCGCGAAUCCGCAAACUCGAGAAACUCAUUAAAAAGAGACUGUAGGAGCACACAGGGGCACCUUCUCUUUCCUGGCCGGCAUCCCUCGGCACCCGGUACCCGAAGCCCCAUCUGCUCCUGUGUUCCCGUAACCCUCAGAUCACCUGUUGACAUGUUUGCCCCAUGCCCUGUCUUGAUUCCUGUGAGUAAGAGCCGGGUUAUAAAAAGGCAACUGAGAUGA
Messenger RNA from Lepus europaeus (European hare), 2732 nucleotides. It is a transcript of the gene VPS53, whose product is annotated as VPS53 subunit of GARP complex. NCBI's taxonomy places the organism in Eukaryota, Metazoa, Chordata, Mammalia, Lagomorpha, Leporidae. The transcript is spliced from 22 exons. Gene Ontology annotation, biological process: retrograde transport, endosome to Golgi. Bases 59 to 2557 code for a protein of 832 amino acids. Gene Ontology annotation, cellular component: GARP complex. The record is from RefSeq and is a predicted model, not a curated record.